Corvus hawaiiensis (hawaiian crow) is the source of this 1682-nucleotide messenger RNA. It is a transcript of the gene MTHFS, whose product is annotated as methenyltetrahydrofolate synthetase. Gene Ontology annotation, biological process: tetrahydrofolate interconversion; folic acid-containing compound biosynthetic process. Gene Ontology annotation, molecular function: 5-formyltetrahydrofolate cyclo-ligase activity. The transcript has 3 exons. NCBI's taxonomy places the organism in Eukaryota, Metazoa, Chordata, Aves, Passeriformes, Corvidae. Bases 16 to 645 code for a protein of 209 amino acids. The record is from RefSeq and is a predicted model, not a curated record. Gene Ontology annotation, cellular component: mitochondrion.
CGCCGCACUCGGCGCAUGGAGCCGGCCGGGAGCGGCGGCGCGAUGGCGGCGGCGCUGAGGGCGGCCAAGCGGCAGCUCCGGGGGGAGCUGCGGCAGCGGCUGCGGGCGCUCGGCGCGGCAGAGAAGCAGCGCCAGUCCCGCCUGCUCGGGCGCAAGGUGAUUGACCAUCCCAAGUACCAAGAAUCCAAAAGAAUUGCAAUCUUUCUGAGCAUGCCAGAUGAAGUCCAGACAGAAGAAAUCAUUAAGGACAUUUUUAAGCAAGGCAAAGAGUGUUUCAUCCCCCGUUACAAGCCUCAGAGCAAUCACAUGGACAUGCUGAAGUUAUCAUCAGCUGAAGACAUUUCUUCACUUGCUUUGACAUCCUGGAAUAUUCUUCAGCCCAGUGAUGAUGACAGUGCAAGAGAGGAAGCUCUUGCUGGUGGAGGUCUUGACCUUAUCUUCAUGCCAGGCCUUGGAUUUGACAAAAAAGGCAACAGAUUGGGAAGAGGGAAAGGAUAUUAUGAUACCUAUCUUGAAAGAUGUAUGAAACAUCCCCGUGGAAAGCCUUACACGAUUGCUUUGGCUUUUAGAGAACAGAUUUGUGAAUCAGUGCCUGUGACAGAAAAUGAUGUUCCAAUAGAUGAAGUCCUUUAUGAAGACUGCUGAAAGUGUUUUGUACCAACCCACCUUCAGAGCAACCAAUCAAAGGUGUCAGAUCCAUCAAUCAUGUUUUUUUCUAAUUGUCAUAUAUGAUUUUGGGACCAAUAAAAUACAAUAUUUGUGUUUGGGGAAAAAGAACUCAAAACCCACUGUAACUGUGGUAAUAGUGGUGAGGAUUGCAUUGAUUUGCUUCUAAUUAGCAAAUGUCUGGUGUGAAUUCUUACUCUAGAAUCAAUACAAGCAAGAAUGAGUGACUGGUUAUUACAGUAAGGACCAUUUCUUCUCAUAACAUUUUUGAGGUACAAGCUUCUUGAUAGUAACAGUUUUAUUAUUCUGGUUUAAAAGUGAACUGUGUAGUAAUGACAGUUCUUGAUUCAUUCUGGAAUUAGAUACUUGCAAUGGCAAAAGUUCUUGGUACUUAAAUAUUGUGUGCAUCCAUGAGCAAAACAAGAAAUUGAUGGAGACAUCUUAGAGUAACCUGGGGAAAAAUGGUGAUGGGAAAAAAGCCUUAAUUAAUUUUAAUGACUGCUUACUUGGCUCUUUUCAGUUGUCUUAAAAUAAAGGGAGUACCUGUUAAUAAAAAAAGGUUGAUGUCCCUAACUCCGGUAUGUUCUUUCCUUUAUCUGAAUACGGGAUUGUAAUGUAGUCUCCAUCUGGAGAGAGCUCUUUUUUGGUAAAAUAGUAUUCAAAAUUACUUCAAGUUCUCUAAUUUUGUACAUAAGCCAUUCAUAAUGUCCCAAAAUACUGUGUGAAAUAUGGGUGCUGUGUUAAGUGAUAAAGAGAUGCUGAGAAUUGCAGAGAGCAGAUUUUAUGGAUUGAAUAAUUUUUUGGAUGGAAGAUUGAUUGUUCUUUGGUUCUCCAGACAAUCCAGAAGAAGAUGGUGAGUUUCAUCUGCACACUGUCCUCAUAGUAAUAAGACACAGUAUUUCCAAUCAGGAUCAAUCAAACUGUCAGAAUUUUGUGUUCCUUCUUCAGUGCAACUUCACCUUUUCUAUGCAUAUUUAACUCUUCCCUCAAUCAAUAAAUCAGUGCGUUUAUUUUCA